Molecule: messenger RNA, 1596 nt
Organism: Ochlerotatus camptorhynchus
Lineage: Eukaryota; Metazoa; Arthropoda; Insecta; Diptera; Culicidae
Product: zinc finger protein 236-like
Exons: 5
Coding region: 126-1523 (465 amino acids)
Biological process (GO): regulation of transcription by RNA polymerase II
Cellular component (GO): nucleus
Molecular function (GO): zinc ion binding
Source: RefSeq, a predicted model, not a curated record
UGUUUACCUCUAGCUCUACUUUAUUUUGUUCAGAGUUGAAAACACAUUAAAUUUGUUGUAAAAGGGUCAAUUUACAAUUGAAAGUAACUAAAUCAGACGCCUGAGUUGCGAAAAAUUUGCCAAUCAUGGAAAUGUGCCGAGCUUGUGGUGAGAGUGGCUCCGCCAGCCCUGAUGAGCGUGACAAGAACGACCAACUCACCGAUAUCUACUACAAGCUGACGGGAAUUCAGCUGGUCGAGAUUGUCGAUCCCGGUCGGCUGCUGUUCUGCAGCGGUUGCAUUGUGGAUCUGAACCAUUUCGGUCGAUUUAGGAAAAAAUGCCUGGAGGUAUAUCAGAAACUGCAGGAUAUGAAAGUAGAAGUUUGGCAAGAGGAUUCACCUGUGCCGGUUGCAGUGAAAGUUGAGCUCAUAGAGGAACCUUCGGCGAUUUCCGGGAAUGCAUCCACAGCGGUUGCUGCUGAAAACAAUGAUGGAGAUAAGCAAAAAGAUGGAAGUUCGGAAGAUGAUGAUGAUGAUGAUGGGGAGGACGAUGAUGAUGAUGAUGAUGGCGAUGAUGAUGAUGAUGAUGGUAUUGGCGUUGGUAGUGGCGAUGAUGAUGGUAGUGAAUACGAAAUCACAGAAAUUGAACCGGAAACCAACAAAAAGACUACAAAGAAAGUCUCAAAAAAGAGAAUCAGAAACCGUGGUGGUCCUCCAAAGCCGAAAGGUAGACCUAGAAUACAUCCAGUGGAUCCGAACAAGAAGCCACCGAUGAAAUUCAUCAACUGUCCUCGAUGUCCUAAGAAGUUUUUCUUCGAGCAUCGUCUGGAGGCUCACCUACGCGUUCAUGACGGUCUGAAGCCGUUUUUGUGUAAGCUCUGUGGAAAGAGCUUCAUCACGUAUCGAAAUAUAAAAACUCAUCACAUUCAAAAGCAUACCGAUACCAAAAUUAGCCUACCGUGUGGCUACCCGGAAUGUGAUGCAGUGUUCGCCACCAAAGAAGGGGUCAAAAGACAUCGAUUGCGCGUUCAUGAUCCGAACUACGAAAUCCCGGAGCCGAUUCCAUUCAUCUGUGACCUCUGCGGAAAAUCCUAUACCACAAACGGGGCUCUUAAGCGACAUAAAUAUACCCACAAUCCCGAGGAGAUGCCAUUCGUUUGCAGUAUCUGUAACAAAAAAUUCCCUACGAGAAACAAAUUGCAUGUCCACACGAAACGCCAUCAAGGAAUCAAAGACUUCUCCUGUCCGCAGUGUGGUUUACAGAAACCAUCUAAAAAUGAAGUGAGACAACACAUCAAGAACGUGCACGAGAAACACAUGCGGACGGAGGUAAUUUCCUGCACCGUCUGCCUCACCGUAUUCAGUUCCAAGACGGCCCUGAAACGGCACAUCGAUGUGGUGCAUAUGAAAAUCAAAAAAUUCUCAUGUUUGAUUUGUGGGUUCAUGUUCAGUCAGCGAGAUCACCUGAACCGACACAUGAAGAGUCACAAAACGCGAGAUAUCUGCAGUUUGCCCAUCGCCAGCCAUCUCCAUAUAUCGGAUUAAAAUAUUUAAAUUGCAGCAUCUUCAAUAUCGUUUGCUAUGUAAUGUUCAAAUUGGUAUGCGUAAUAAAGUGAUG